Messenger RNA from Vigna umbellata (rice bean), 984 nucleotides. The record is from RefSeq and is a predicted model, not a curated record. NCBI's taxonomy places the organism in Eukaryota, Viridiplantae, Streptophyta, Magnoliopsida, Fabales, Fabaceae.
AUGAAGGUUUCAUUAUCAACACCAUUCACUGGCAUACCAUUGUGGGUUUUGAUUGUGGCAGUUUCAAUAUCAGCAUUCAUUGUUGUGAUCUGCAUCAUUUUGUGCUUUUGCUUCGUAUAUUAUCCUCGUAAAAAACCAUACAAACCUCGUUUUUCUUUACCUAAAUCAAUAGCAUGCAAGCACCACAAUGAUGAUUUUAGCUCUUCCUCUCUUGACAAGAGGUUACUAUCAGCAUCAGGGAAUGUCUCAGAACAUAGUAUGAACUUUCAGAAGUUGUCAUCGGGUUAUUACAAUCAUGAGUUGUUCAUACCUGGUCAGUUUUAUCCAAUGGGAUAUGACAGUUCAAAUGAUAGGUAUUUGGAAGGUUUGGGAUCAAAAGGUAAGUUAUGUUGCACAGUCAAUGAUAAAAGUAAAGGGUGGAACUUUAGCCUUAAGGAGAUAGAGGAUGCUACCAAUGGAUUUUCUAAAGAAAAUGAGCUUGGAAGUGGAGAUAAUGGGAUUGUAUAUCUUGGUUUGUUACCAAGUAAUUAUCAAGUGCUAGUGAAGAGGCUAGUAUGUAAAAGUCACCAACCUGAGGAAAUUUUUGCAUUCCAAAUGGAAGCAAUUGGACUUGCAAAGCACAAUAACCUGGUCAAAUUACUUGGAUAUUGUGCAGAGGGUGCUUACAGGAUGUCAGUUUCUGAAUAUGUAGAACAUGAAAGUCUGCACCACUGGCUUCAUGAAUUUCCUGCACAAAUCAGCCCUCUAACAUGGGAUAUAAGAAAGAACAUAAUUCACGGUGUGGCAAAAGGACUGGCAUACCUUCAUGAUGAAGUUAAACCAAAGAUUCUCCAUGGCAGCUUAAAAACUAGUAAUAUUUUGCUGGACCACAAAUGGAAUCCAAAAAUAUCUGAUUUUGGCCUUGUUGAGGUUCUCAGUUCCAAAAGGAGUCACACUAUACUUGAAGUGGAAGCAUUGGGAAUUCAUGUUAUCUAUGACUUUUAA